UGUUUCCAAGUCGUUAAACUUGUCAACCGUGCAAUCUUAUAGACUGUGUAUCUUUACAGGCAAUGUCUGACGGGCGGAGGACUUCAAGCCCAGUUCAUAUAUUAUUGUGUAUGUCAUUGGAAAUUUUAAAUCAAAAAGAGCCGAGGAUGUGUUUCAAAAUAUGCCAUGUGUAAGCUGGAGUUUGUCUUUAGUAAGUGAUUCAGUUGUUGUUUUAAACAUUUCUUAUAACUUGAACUUGUAUCAUUGAUUUGGGAGGAGGCAUGUCGUUCAUGAACGGGUCCCAUGGCUCGCUCGCCCCUACGGACAAUGUCCAGUGGAUGCAGAUUCAGAAGGAUACCUUUACUAACUGGGUAAAUGAACAGCUCAAAUCUAAAGGCUCGGAGGUUCGUGACCUAAGGACAGAUUUUUCAGAUGGCGUUAAGCUUUUUACUCUGGUGGAAGCUCUUAAGCGACAGAAAUUACCAGGGACCGUCUCAAAACCGACUAAUAAGUACGAAAAACUCCAAAACAUCACUGUAGCCCUGAACGGCAUCGCGGACGACAACGUACGCAUUAUCAACAUAGAUAGUAAAGAGAUACUAGAGGGUAACUCCAAACUUAUUCUAGCCCUGAUAUGGCAGCUUGUCAUCCGCUAUCAAAUCGGGUUAUCAAACAUUCAACACCGGAACUGGAUGUUGGCAUGGUUACAGGCAGUACUUCCGGAGUGCAGUAUCACAAAUUUUACUUCCGAUUGGACCGACGGAAGCGCCCUUUUAGGCCUGCUGGACUUUUGCGUGCCUGGGUUAUACCCCACCUGGAAGUCAUGUGACAAGUUGGACAGGGAAAACAACUGCAGAAAGGCAAUGAAGCUAGCCAGACAACAGUUCGGAAUACCUUUAAUCCUGCGUCCGGAAUAUAUGGCGAGUCCAGAGCUUGAUGAGAUGUCGGCCAUAACGUAUCUGUCUUACUUCAUGAAGGUCGGGGCUCCGGGAUACAAUGCCUGUUUGCAGCGACUGCAGCCGUUAGUGCGCAACACAACCGUCUUUAAUUUUACCACGGACUGGAACGACGGCCGCGUUCUUUGCGAACUCGUCACCAAUCUGGGAGCCGCCAUUCCUAGCUGGCCGGAGGGUAAUGCCUCCAAUAUAGACCUAUUACAGCAAGGUAUCCACGGUGGGCAGCAACUGAAUGUGGACCCGGUGGUGCCGGCCGCCGAUAUGGCGGAGGAGGAGUCUGAACACCUCGGCAUCAUGGCAUAUGCUGCACGAUUUCUCAAUCUAAGUCCGGUCGCCAACAGACUGUACAGUGACACUGUACACCAGCAGCAACAGGUUGUUGUUCUGGAAAAGCGUCCCUCCUUACGACAGAUGUAUCCAAUACCCCUCCCGCCUGUCCCGACCGGUCACCGGACCUCUACGCAUGUGAUAAAUAAGGAAACCACCACAAAGGUUGUGUACUCCAAGGACAUGGAGCCGGCUAUAAGGACCUACACGGUUAAUCCGGAACCCGAACACAAGGUGUAUACCAUAGACCCUCAGCCCGUCAAAGCACUGUACGCCAACCCUAAGCAGACGGUUACAGUCCGGCACCACCGACAACGGGACCCAGACCCGUCGUACUACGUCAAGACUGCGCAACCGCAUCAUGGGGACAGAAGUGACAUGCAAAGGAUCUACAGUCUGAUGAACGCCACAACGGGCGACAAACCUGAGAAAACUUUCAACUUUGUCCGGCGACCUUCACUCCGUGCUGCCACAAAGAAGGAACUUUUGGCCGACAAUGGCGUCAAAAUAGAGACGUUCUCUGUCGGGGUCAUCAUCACGGAGAAGCACCACGAUAUCAUAAGUAAGGAUGAGGUCCGGGUCGAGGCGCUGUCUCCUACAGGACGUAUCAUCAGGAUGACAGGGGACGGAUGUUACCACGCCCACUUCGCCGCCGAUGAGAUAGGUGAAUGGAAUAUCAAGGUAUUUAUCAACGGAAGACUGGUGAAUUCGUGUCCCAUAGAAGUCAGUGACCCGUCUCAAGUCAAGGUCAGCGGCAUCAAACAGGGCAUUGUUAGUAGACCACAGACCUUUAACGUGGACUGUCGGAAGGCUGGAUCCGGAGAGGUCGAGGUUCAAAUCAACCACAAACGUGGAAGCGUACCCUGUUAUAUCUCCCAGACUGAACCCAACGUGUUCCAGGCUAAAUAUACGCCAUUGUAUCAGGGUGUUCACAGGAUGAAGGUCAGCUUCAAUUCCGCCGAAAUCCGGGAAGCCGACUUUGUGAUUGGGGAGGGCAGCGACGGGAUGCAUAGGAGGGCCGUAUUCGAGACUGACAUCACAGAAGACGAGGGUGGACUCACAAAGACAGUGAGGACCGCGUGUGAUUGGCAGAUAGACUACGUCACCGGGGGACCAAUUGAGGUCAACAUGACAAACACAAGUGAUGUCAAAGUAUACAGCAUGCAGGACGGCACUGUGUGUGCGACCCCUCAUCUGAUAGCUGACUGUACCAACGCCCCAAAUGGACGACUGGAGGCUGAGGUAUUGCACAAUGGCUUCAGAUUCCCUGCUGAAAUAAAGGAGGAAAAGCCCGAUGUGUUUCGGAUAGUGUUCCGACCACGUGGUCCGGGACUUUACAAAGUGUUCGUGGUGUAUGACGGCGUCAGCGUCAAAGGGUCACCGUUCAUACAGGAGAUAGACGAGCUGACGUCACCCAAAGCCACAGGUGAAGGACUUUUAAUGGGGAUGAAAGAUUCUCCAGCGAAAUUUAAUGUAGACGCCCGAGGAUUUUCGGGGGAUCUGUCUGUGAUCAUAACUGGUCCUAACCACCCGGUACAGUGCACAACUACACCGGAAGAAGACGGAACACACACUGUUGUUUACUAUCCGACAGAUGUUGGUGUCCACCGCAUUAACAUCCGAAUGGAUGGCAGGGACAUAGACAAGAGUCCCUUCAAACCGCGGAUUGUGUGUCCGUCAAGAGUGCGCGUGUCGGGAGGAUGGCGCCCCCUGGUGGACGACAGAGAACGCAUACCUUUAAUCGUCAACAAGGAGAAACAGAUACCGUUUGACGCUAGCGAAGCUGGUCCAGGGGAGUUAACUGCAGAUAUACACGGUCCGAGCUUCAAGGUUCCAACCGCCGUAGAUUCAAGAGGAUCUGGAAAACAUAUUCUUGUUUUUACUCCGAAGGAAGAAGGCAAACAUUACAUAGACGUGCGGUGGUGUGGCCUUGCCCUGCCAAACACCCCCUACCUAGGGUUUGCCACGCGCCAGCCAGAGGGCGUCGUAGACGAACAGCCUUCAUUCCAGUCCAUCAUCGUACUCAACAAUCCGGAUGGGACCAGCAGUGACAGCGACUCGUCCAACAAUAACGAUCCCCGAAAGAGGAAAAGACGUGCUGUCCGGAAGAUUCCGAGCUACACUAGUUCCGACUCUAAUCGGAAACCCCCGAGGAUAACUGUAUUACGUCACAGAUCGGACGUUGGCUACCCUCCAAACCCUCGCCUCCAUAUCCUAAAACACCAACCCAGCCUACGGUCCAGUACGACGGUGACCGACGACGAGUCCGGAGUAGGGGGUCCCCGGAUAUCAGCAGUGUACGUCCCCACAAGUCCGAGUAUGAGCUCGCGCUCUUCCCGUCCUCCCUCCUACAAAGUUGACAAUGGCCCUAAGUUUCCAUACAUGUCUCCUAAAGUGGUGCUGACGGGUCCGGGACUGAAAGAAGCCUGGGUAGGAAAGCCCACUGUGUUCUACAUCGACGGCACGAAUGCUCCGAAAGGUACUCCCGAUGUACUCCUAAGCAGCGUCAACCAUGAAAUACAUGUCGAUGCCCGUCCUACCGGACCCCAGUACUACACUUGCUUUUACACACCACAGGAACCAGGCGCCUACCUUCUAAAUAUAAGUUGGAAUAAACAUCCUCUGAAAUGCUGUCCACUAAAAGUGAAUGUCCACCGGACGCCGGAACACAGGCCUCCCAGUAUCCGUACCAGUGUGACAGAGAGUGUCCACAUAAACAAGGAACCCCCGCAAAUAGACCCUAUUAGUAUCCGAGAAGGAGUAGUAGGGAGGCCUAUCGUCGUCAGCAUCGACACCACCAAACUAGAACCGGAAAGUUGUGAACUUAGAGUGAACUGUACUGGACCUAACAGCGAGAUAGUGCCGGUCGUGUCCACACCAAAUAGUGACGGCACACUGACAGUCCAGCUCCGGCCAGUGGGACCAGGCAGACAUAUACUCAACGUCCGUCUCAACGAUAAACACAUAUUUGAUAGCCCGUAUGCUAUAGAUGUCCGCCUCAACCCUGUCAUAGGCACGGUAGAUGUGUACGGACCGGGCAUCGCUAACGGAAUCCUACCCCAAUUCGAGGGUCAGUUUUGGGUGGACGCUACCAACGCCGGAGCUGGCGAGAUACACGUCAGCAUCAUGGGUCCAAAGGGUGCGUUCCGCGUGGAGAUGAUGCGUUCGAGCCAGAAGACGAAGGUGUUCCACUGCCGGUAUAACCCCAUUGAACCAGGUGUGUACACCGUUAAUGUCUUUUGGUCGGGUGUACACAUCAAAGAUAGCCCGUACACCAUUCUCCUGGGCUUGUCUGAGCCCGACCUCGACCGCAUGGUGCUGGAACGUAAGGCAUCAAUUAACCCUGGCCCACCAUCACUACGAGGCUCAUACAAGUACAUCUCCGCAUCGGACGAGUCUGGAAUUAUGUAUUGAUCUGAGAACUUUGUUUAAUUUCUGGAUUUUACCGGACAUCGCCUAACGUUUUUGUCGGACAACGCCGGAAAGUGUAGUAUGCUGGCAAUGUAGGCCAUUGUUCUGCAGACAUAGUCAUUAACAUUAUACCUUAUAAUUACGUCUUACACUCUCUGCUACGGUUAUAAGAUUUCGUUGUAUACAAAGUAAAUGAUAAUUUGUUUCGCCCUUGUUCAGUUGAUAUGAAGGUGGACUGAAAACGCCAUUACGUACUGGUAAUGGCGACCCGCACAUUAUUACAUUGUACAAAACGCGUGUGUGAUAAUUGACUUGUAAGUAUCAUAUUGUAAUGUUACAAAUUAUUACCUGGGACAUUUAGUUACAGGUAUCUAUGUAAAAUGAACGGUGGUAUAGAACACACUUCUCUCCGACCCUAACCCUCCAACCAUUCUCCUUCUGGUGCUAUUAGCUUUUUGCACGGAACCUUGUUGCAUGCAUCUUCACUCACAUUUGCGUUCAAACCAAUGAGAAAAAUAUGUUUCUUAUUGUUUUUGGUUAUUUCUUUCCAUUUUUGUUACAUUCAAUAUUAACUAUCCUACAACGUGAUCAAGGAACAGCCAUUUAUGCGACAACAAGACCAUGGUUUGUUUUGACAUUAGUUCCAUCAGGUCACAGACAGCAGUCGGAGCCGAAUAGAGAAUUGACGUCAUAAUUUGAAGAACAUUACGUCAUUCUAUGAUUGCCUUUCUUGAACAGUAUGAAGAGAGUUUCCAACGCACACUGAAUUGUUAUGAGAAAUUCGGGCUCUUUUCUACGGUAUGAAUUAUCAUUGAACACUUCAAUAUGCGUCACACAAGAAAUCGUCAGACAUAUUUCAAAAAUGUGUAACCCACCCAGAACAAUGCAGUAUAGCAUAACUAUGAGUCAAUGCUCUUAUUUGUUUGUUUUCCAUAUGCGAUGCUAUCCUUUGUAUUUCUAUUAAAGUUUAAUCGGUUAGUCAACCCAUUAGAUAUCACUACUUUUAACACAUAUUUUAAUAUAUUGUUAUGCAUGCUAAAUGCAUAUUGACUUUAAUAUAUAGGUUAUUACUGUACUGCCGACUGAACACAAACUAUCAAUGACAAUACCAGGUAUUGAAUCAAUUUUGUUUUCAAUAAAUAAACUACUUACUCAAAACAUACUUAUUUUAAUAAAGAUAUUAGAUCUUAAAUCAACAAACUCAAUAAUUAAACAACGUAUUGAAGAAGAAAAAAUCAAUAUUUGUAUACUGCAAACUGAAAACAUACUGAUUCUAAUGUAGACACAUCUACUAUCCCUAUCAUAUCCAUGGACAAAUCAAAUUGUAUGUCCUACACAUAAGAAAAUGAAGCUUGAAAUGCUUUGUAAAAUCCAAAUUUAUAUAUGCAUAUUUAGUGGAAACAUUUCGGACAUCAGUCGCAUUAUUUCCAAAGGUCCACUGCUCUAGACUGUAUAUCAUAACUGCUGAUUUAUAUAUCCUACUUAUAUCGACUCCAGCAUUACACAAAUACUGAGUAGGUACAUUCACAAAACCCAUCAAGUUUUGUCUCUAUUACAACGUUAUUACAUGUAAACCUGGCAAAACAACAUGUGAUCCAAUGGAGAGCUUGUAUUCGGACUAAACUGUAUACCUGUGUUGACAAAUGUCUUUGAAAGGUUUAGGAAUUCCCCUUUAUCAGUAGUACGUAUUGUACGAUGCUAGUAUAUGUAAUCACAUACUCAAACAUUUAUCUUAUUUAUUGGACUGUAAUGUACCUUUUUAAUAAAUUUGAAACAUACUAUAUAUAGACAUAGCCACUUCAUGUUAUAGAAUUUACUAUUGCAUGUAUUUUAGCCAUGAGGUGACCCAAUGUUAUAGUAAACAUAAACUGUAACAAUAUAAGUGUAAAAUGAGAUCGCCAUAGCGGUCUCUGGUUCUCGUAAUGCUAACAGACAAUUGAUGUAUGCAAGUGUGCCUCUAUUUCUAGAGGAGAAAGAACCUGCCCAAGUCCAGUAACACGUGUAAGGCAGAGGCUACCGUGUAUUGUAUAAAGUGAACCAUUGUUUGUCGAGGCAACCGAACCCUUGAUCUCUGCUGGAGUUCAUAUUAAUGAAAAUUGAAAUAACAAACCUAGUUAAACGUAAUUGAACCGCAUUAUUGACCACCAUAGUUUUAUCUAGUAUUACUCAAAAUGUGUUAAGUCCUAUCAAUAUAAUGAUUGUUGGAAAAAAGUAACUGAAAUCAAUUACGUGAUUCAACAAAAUGAUGAAAUAAGAAAUUACGCUGAUCGAAUUAUUUGUGUAACAUCAACGAAUACGGCUAACUACAGCGAUCCAACUAUUUAGAUAGCACUUAUAUGUCUCGUCUAAUAUCUGUUCUUUAUUUAAUACAAACAUACAAUAAAAAGAUAGCAGUCGUUACUAUUGUACUGACAUAAAAUAUCACCACUUCGCCAUUGUGAUAAUAAAAAUAUGUAAUCUAUAUCACAUCUCAUAAAAACAAUAUUUAUUGUAAUUUGUAUGUAUAUCAGAAAUUCUUGCCAAUUUUCUCAUUACGUUACAUUUAUAACUCGUAUAUCUUCUCCCGUGUCCCGGAUAGGGAAACAUCCGAAAAGGCAACCCCACGUGAGUUCCCGUAGCCAGGUAUGUGUUUUACGUUGUAUGGUAGGUUGUUAAGGAAAGAUAACUCUCGCUUGCCAGGCCAAAGUUUUGAGGUAUGAGUGAAAUGUUUUCCAACGACAGGCUAACUUUAACACGGUAUUAUUAAGUUUCCUUUCCCAAGAGUAGUUUAAAAGCUUUUAAAUGAUUAAUCGUAUAAACGAAGAGUUUGAUUGAUGUAUAUAAAACAGAAUAAACCACCCUCACUGAUUAUAAUUCUGAUCAUUCACCAUUGCCACCAAACAUGAAUAAAACUGCACGUUUACAAGCGUUUAAGGGACACGGGAGAAUGACUACCUCCUGUUGUUACACACUGUCAUGUGUUAGUAUGGACUCUCAGAUCAGGCGUUGGUUUGCACUCUGUGUCCAUUGUUAUUAUUCAGUAUAUCACAACAGAGGGGAAAGAAAUUAGCAUGGUAUAGGCUUUUAUAUCAUUACAAAUGCUUUGGCUGAAUAAAUAUAUUGUUUUAUGAAACAAAAAA
Molecule: messenger RNA, 7792 nt
Organism: Mizuhopecten yessoensis (Yesso scallop)
Lineage: Eukaryota; Metazoa; Mollusca; Bivalvia; Pectinida; Pectinidae
Product: filamin-B-like
Exons: 26
Coding region: 261-4676 (1471 amino acids)
Biological process (GO): actin cytoskeleton organization
Molecular function (GO): actin filament binding
Source: RefSeq, a predicted model, not a curated record